UUACUCAGCUAUAUGUCACUCUUGUUUUUAAAAUGGCGCAGUGAAAUUUUUAUUGGUCGAUAAGAGAAGCCGUUUUAUUGUUUUUCGAAUAUCAGAACGUCUAUAAGGCAACUAAAAGUUCCGUUAAUAUUUUAUCCCAGCAUAAAUAGAUAUGCUUUUAGAAGAAAAUUUAAUUAAAAAAGUCAUAAAUGUGUUGUUUGAAGACCAUGAAGAAGACUACCCCUGCAACUUCUCCAAAUAGUGUUGUUAAUGUCAAGAGUGAAAUUCAAAAGUUAUACAGACAAAUUCAACAACUUUCACAGCGUUUAGAUCUCCAGCUUCAGCAAGCAAUAGAUUGGAAAGAAUGGUUCGAUACAGAGACUCUUCAGUCUAGACAAAGAAUACGUGAUCUAUGUGAACAUAUUUUGUUAUCCGGGGAAUGUGAUAUUGCCAGAAAAACCGAAGAGUAUCUUUGGAGAAAAGCAUUUUAUGAUAUUAUUCAAAAGUUAAAAAAUGAUAAAAAGACAUUGCAUAGUGACCAAGUGCUCAAUUCAGUGUAUUGCUCUCAUUUACAAGGAGCUAUUGGUUUCUAUCAUAAUUUACUCAUUCGUAUACAAAGUCGUUUCAGUAUCCAAUUACAAGGAUUUGUUGACUGGAUUGGAAUACCUGUAAAUAUUAACUGCAAUGAUUUAUUUGUAUCUGCUACUGAUGAACAAAUGGACUGGGCAAUAAAGGCUUGUCAAAGAUGUCUUAUUUAUUUAGGUGAUAUUGCUCGUUACCAAUGUGAUAUCAUGAAAGAUCAAGAUAAUUCCCUUCCUGAAAGAUAUUAUCAUUUGGCAAUUUUGUUGCAGCCAGAAAAUGGAAUGCCUCACAAUCAAAUUGGAACUCUAAAGCAGAGCCAGCUUCUUCUCCAUGAAUCAUGUUACCACUAUAUGAGAUGUGUUUUGUCAACAUCAAGUUUUGAUGGUGCUGAAGAAAAUUUAAAACGUGCUUUAGAAAAACAAAGUCAAAUGGUUGAAACAUUGCAUAAAGAUGCUGCUGCAAAUGAUCAAGUAAUAAGCACUAAAGUUCAGUUUGAGACUUCUUUUCUUAUGCUCCAAGAUGUUCUAUUUGGUAUUAGAAGUAUAUCAAUGGAGGAUCUUGCAGAAUGGUGUCAAUCAUUGUUGUCACUAUUUUCACUUACAUUGUCAGAAAAUCUUAAAAUGGAUGAAUCUGGUUUGACAAAUGGAAGCUCAAAGUAUGCAGCAAUGGAAAAAAGUAACAACAAUGAAAAGUUAACAUCUGGAACACUUGUCAAGCUUUUAACUAUGAUUAUUUUAGAUGUUGUUAAGCUAAAAAUGAUAGGAUCUGACAUAACCUCAGCUGCUACUGCGUUUGCUGCUGCUCUUUUGUCACAAAUGUUGGACUACAUUUCACAAUAUUUAAAGCUCUAUUAUCCGAUCAAUGAAAAGAAUCAUGAAGAUAACUUCAGUCGUAUGAAGCAACAAAUUUUGAUCAAUCAGCGCAAACGUCGCAGGCGUCGGAUAAACUCUCAAAGUUCCGAUCAUGAUGAAAAUGAUGGGAGUUUUACAGAUGAUGAAUUAUCAGAUUUAAGUGAAGGUGAUAUGGACGAAACACUUGAUGCUGAUGAUUUUUCUGAUAAUGAAGAAUCCAUUUUUGCUUUAAAUGAUGAUAUUGAACUUGAUAUUCCAAAAGAUGAAAUUGGACAUAAAAUGAACGGGGCUAUUAGUUUUAAUACAAAAAAAGGCUUAAAUAGUCUUUCCUAUGCUGGUCAACAGUUCAAUGAACAGCUUAAGAAGAACAAUUACAAAAUGAGUGUAAAACCAACUAAUGGUCUGAUUAAUCAUGUCUUUAUGGAAAAUGUUGAGCUGGUUAAUGAUGCAGCAAAAUUGUUAGAUGAGUUUGAAAAAAUUAAUGAGGAAGCUUAUUUACCUGCUGUAAAGAUUCUAUGUGACUGGAUGUUUGCAAAUCCUGAUGUUCUUAAAAUGAGUGCUAAAGCUUCAUCAGUUCUUUGGCAACGUCUUGCAGAUGUUUUGAAUGCUUUACCUUCACAAAAGCUGAUUCAAACAACAGUAUUUUACUUCAGUUCUCGACGGAGAGUUCCUACCUGGUUAAAAAAAGAGAUUGAAGUUGAAUCAAGUGAUGUGCAACAACGAGCUUUACCUGAAGACAUUACUGUCUUCGGUGCACCUGGUUUUGGAGAUAUUCACAAAAAUUUGGAUAUCAUGUGGUUUUGUGGAUUGAACCACUCAAAUCUUUAUCAAUUUGCUUUGCGUGUAACAUAUUUGAGAAAGUUUGGAUAUUUUGUUGCUAAAAGUCAGGAUGUUCCUUGCUUCACAUGGAAUGCAGCUGAAAAUAAGUUUGCUGUUGUACUUUCUUCGCCAAAUGAGAAACCCUCAGUUGUUACAAAACCACUGAGAAAUAAGAAAAAGAAAUUGGGUUCUGAAGAACAAAAUCAUAUGAUGCAAGUUCUUGCUAAAGAAAAACUUAAGCAUGAAGUAAAUGAACUUGAGAAGCAGUUACACUCGAGUAGUGCUUCACCAUCAGGUAGUGUUUAUCUUGUACUUGAUACACCUGUCUUAUGUAAAUACAUAUCUUUCUUGCGUGCUAUUGUAAAGAGUGGACAAUUUGUUGUUAUUAUACCAAUACAAGUUAUUGCUGCAUUAGAUGAUCUCAAAAAGUAUAAUCAGGGUGCUAGAGAUGGAAUUAAGUUCUUAGAAGAAGAAAUAAAACAUGGUAACAGGUGGCUGAAAACACAAAAAGAUCAUGAAACAGUAAACAACCAUGGCCUUUCCAACACUGCAAAGAAGAAAAACAGGGAAAUUGAUGAGUGGAGAUUUCUACAAAUUGUUAAGUGCUGUCUUUAUUUCCAUGAGAAGCGCGAGGGUACUGUCACACUUUUAACAACUUUCAAUAGCUUGCAGAAUGUGGGGAAGAAUUCCAAAAUGGGAACACGCCCUUCUCAGCAAACAUUAGAUAUAUGUAAAGAAAAUAAUAUCAGUGUGGAACCUGUAGUGGAUUUUUACAAAAAAUGGAUGACAAGAGGCGGUCCUUCAUAAUUUAAAUCCCUAAUCUAUAUGGGAAAAUGGUUUCAUUAUGAAAGCUUUACUGCUUACGUAUUGACGAUGACAACCAAAGAUUAUCUUUGCGAAUGACGGUCAUAAAAUUCACAAAACGUUCAUGCGUUUUUAAAUAAAGACCUCUGCGUUUUAAAACUUGAUCAUUGCGAAUUACUAGCCUAACGGAAAACUCAAGAAUUGAUGGUUAAGGCUGUGAUUUAUUGGUACCCUAUUUGUAUUGAGGCUUGAUUCAACGAGUCUAGGCUGGUUUUUCUAAUCUGUAUCUUGCUUCGUACACUCUACAUUACGCUUAAACAAUCCGCGUAACAAACUUUUGGCGUUCGAUAGAACUAUCGAUUUUUUUAUUUAUUAAUUUUUGUUUUAAUAUCUAAUAACAUUGAUUAAUGAUUAAAGUAUUUAUGUGUGUGUUA
Molecule: messenger RNA, 3469 nt
Organism: Hydra vulgaris (swiftwater hydra)
Lineage: Eukaryota; Metazoa; Cnidaria; Hydrozoa; Anthoathecata; Hydridae
Product: nonsense-mediated mRNA decay factor SMG5
Biological process (GO): nuclear-transcribed mRNA catabolic process, nonsense-mediated decay
Cellular component (GO): telomerase holoenzyme complex
Molecular function (GO): protein binding; telomerase RNA binding; telomeric repeat DNA binding
Source: RefSeq, a predicted model, not a curated record